AUGGACGGCGGCAAGAAGAGCCGGAACCCGCACAAGGCGCCCGCGGACAACCGCAGCGACCGCAAGUCGGCCACCGGGAUGAGCGGCGACCCCAAGAAGGGCGGCCGCGGCGGCAAGUUCACCUGGGAGGGCGCCGACGGCUACGCCGACGAGGACCUCGGCCUCAUCUCCUCCAAGAACGCCAACAGAAACGGCGGCCGCGCAGCUGGCAAGGGAAGCGCCGCCGCCAAGAAGGAGGAGGACGACGACAACGAGUAG
Molecule: messenger RNA, 258 nt
Organism: Miscanthus lutarioriparius
Lineage: Eukaryota; Viridiplantae; Streptophyta; Magnoliopsida; Poales; Poaceae
Source: the annotation of a GenBank genome assembly